AUGAAAUGGAAAAAUAAGCAGCCAAAACAGUCGAUAUCCAGCGUCACGUCGAUGUCCUUCCUGUCCGACGAAAAUCUCACCUUUCAUCGCUUCUCCGAUGGGACAAUCUCGUUCACAUCCGAGCGUAAAAAAUCGAUGCAAAACGUACUAGACACCAACGGAGGUAACAACAGUGCCCAAGCAAUGACGAUGGCCGGUCAUGGAGUAACAAAACCACCCGGUUCAGCCACAACAGCAUCCGGUGGUGCAAACCACACGAUCGAGCGUACUCGCAAGCACUCCUACACCCAAGCAACGACGGGUUCAUCCCCAAUUUGGACAACGAACGCAUCCUUCAACAAUUACACAACCAACACCAUCACAAACAGCAACCGCCGGCAUGCCGGAAAUCGGCCACGAAAUGUCACACCAGGCGAUGCCAACGACGUGGAAGGACACGCCGCAGGACCUACAACGACGGCAGGUGUUCCAACGCUCGGUGACCUGCGUUACCUAUCGUCACCUUCAGCUAACCCGAACGACUCGAGCGUUAUCCAGAACGGUUCCACCGUGAAGCUCAUCUCCACCAAAGCCGGCGCCAACAACACCGUCGCAGCAAGCGAUGAUCAGUCAAACAAGCAGUCAAGAUCAUCCAUAUUUCGCGGUGUGAUACUAUGCCUCUGCCUGAACCUCACCUUCGCCAACGUGGUCCGGUUCCCGCGGGAACUGCAACUCCACGGGUCCGCCUUCCUGGUACCGUACGUCAUCCUGCUCCUUCUAGUCGGCCUACCGGUGGUUCUGCUCGAGGUCUCGCUGGGGCAGUUCCUUGGCCAAGGUUCGGCUCACAUGUGGCGUGCAGCUCCCUUCCUAAAGGGUGCCAGCCUGGUGGGACGUAUUGCUUCGUGGCUGGCGGCGAUAUGGACGUCGAUGCAAUCCGUGAUUGCGUUGCUCUACAUCGGUAUGCUAGCCUUCAAAUCUGUGCCAUUGCGGGAGUGCUCUAAAUCAGUUACAAUCAACCCGCAAGCCAUCUACAAUGGCUACGAUGUACAGCAAAGCAGUGGACAGGAAUGUUUGAAAUUAACGUUUCUCCGUCCCGUGUGGAGAAGUUCGCUGUACUUCGGGUUGCUAGCGCUGAGCCUGAUACUGCUGUGGGUCAUCUCGAUGGUCUGCACGCACAGCGGCAAAAUUAACCGCCGAUCGGUGUACCUGUUCGGGUUUGCGGCACUAGCCCUGCUCGUCUUCGAGACCGGCUGGGAGGUGACGAAAUCGAUCAACGAGCAGUACUUCCCCGAACUUUGGCCCUUCCAUCCGGAAUCGUUCGCCGACAGUACGGUCUGGUUUAACGCGCUCGUCCAGGUGAUCUACUCGCUGAACAUUGGCUUCGGUGCCGUACCGGUGCUGACCGGCAAGUUCCUCUACAAGGGUGACGCGAUCAAGACCUCGUUCGUGUACAUCCUGUUCAACGUGCUUGUCACCUCGAUCGCGGGCGUGUUCUACGUGUUCCAGUUCCACAACACCUUCACGGAGGCGCACCCGUUCUAUCCGGAGCUGAGCACGCUUACCGUCAUCUACGAUCGCGCCAUCACGGUGCAGGAAUCGGAUCCGGCCAUCCAGCGGCUCAUACCGGCGCUCUCGUACGCGAUGAUCUUCAUCUCAUCGCUUGUCUCGAUCGCGAUCUACGUGUACACCUCGACGCGGAUGAUCCGGAAGCACCCGAACUACACGGUCUGUCUGGCCGGGUUGGUGGUUGCGAUCGCGGGUCUACUCUGCCCGAACUACAUCUUCCCGCGCAUACUGGACACGCGCAUCGUCGGUGCGUUGGCCGUGUGCGCCAUGAUCUUCGAGAUCAUCCUCAUCAUCUGGGUGUACGGAUCGAAGAACCUGUACACCGAUCUAGAGUUUUCGCUUGGCCGACCAGUGCUGAAGGCGUGGCUGUUCAUCUGGGGCUUAAUCCCGGUGCUGCUGAUGGCGCUGCUCUGCUGGUGGGCGAUCACGUACUACGACAACGAUCUGCUGAUCGAUUACUUCCCCAAGUGGCUGCCGGUCGUGUUCAGUUUGACUGUCAUUGUGCUGCUGGCGUGUGUCGAGAUCAGCAAGCAGGUGGAUUACAACGUGUUCAGCAUGAUCCACGGUGCGACGAAACCCUCCAAGGAUUGGGGUCCGGCCGAUCCGCUUGUCCGGCACGCCUGGAAGCAAUGGAAAUCGGUGUGUGAGGAUACGGGUGAGCGUGAUUUUACGCUGCGACGACGUGGCACUAAGGACUACACGAACUCGAUCAAGAAGGGCCAGUAUUCGCACUCACACAAGUACGGUGCGUCCUCGAAUCGGAACCUCUCGACGGCGGGCAGCAAUUCGCCCAACUACAGUGGAUCCGUGUUUGGUGAUUCCGCCAUCGAGGAGGACAUGAGCGUGGAGAAGUACCCGCACUAUGGCAAACAUUCGCCUCAGCAGUCCCAACAGCAGCAGCAGCAACAGCAACAUCAGCAACAUCAGCAAACCUCACAGCAACACACCGUGCUCGGAAUCGGAGCGUACGGGAUGGACACACCACCACCAUUGCCACCACCCCACGGGGACACCAUCGACGACUGUUCGCCCCGUAUCUCGGCCAGUUCGCGGAAGUCCUCCAGGGCAACGAAUCACGCCAAGCGAACGCCAAGUGAACGCAGCCAAACCGAUCUGCUUCCGCCAAACUCGCGGAAGUCCUCCGACAACAGCUUCGAGGAAGCAGGUGCAUUCGCUCGGGGCCAUGCUAACGUCCGCAAUCCGCUUGCCAAGGGUGGCCACCACAACCAUAACCACCUGCCAAGGCACUACCACCCACACCACCAUCAUCACCACCAGCAGCAGGGCAAUGGAUCGAUGGUUCCGGUGCACGGUGGCAAGCAGCAAUCCGGUGUGUCGUACCACCAGGACGGAGGAACCCGAAACGAUGGUUACAAUCGGGACAUUUUCAUCAGCAACGGACACGCGGCACCAUCCGGUGGAGCCGAUCACAUCUGCUGGCGAAAGUUCUCGAUCAACUCGGAGGAAUACUCGACGGAGCUGUAGACGUGUUCAUGUUACUUCGUUACAACCCAUUUUGUUUCGUUUCGUGGGCAUUCCAUUUUUGUACAUAUUAGACAAGUGUUGGGCCACAAUUUGGGCGCCUCGCCUCGACCCAGGUGUGGACAAGGGACUGAUUUCAUAGGGAUACCCAGCGUGCCGGGGGCGAGCCAGCGGUGGUUUAUGUCUUAUUUAUUCGAAUAGCGGAAAAUCCCCUCCUUCUCAUUCGAAUGUCCGAAUGUCCGUAGAGUAGUUGUUUGUGUUAGCAUGUGUGCAUGUGCUGUAGGUGUUGUUUUGUAAGUUCACCUUGAUGGGGAAGGAUCCCUCUUUACGCUUAACCCUGUUACGUGUUGGAGUGUUGAUUUAGCGGAGGAAGUUGCACCCGAACUGAACGAACUAAUGGAGCGGAUCCUGAUGUUCACUGUAAGGCGUAAGGAUACCAAAAACAAAAUCGAGUAACAGAAAAAAAAAGAAUAAAAAUCAUUGUCUACCACCAAAUGAACAUGCGCUUGUUAGAAGUGCACCCCACCCGGGUUCGAGACAUUUGUUGCAUGGUGGAUAGAUAGAGCGUACUUUUGCGGCUUUUGCGGACGGGCGAGUUAUCGACCGUGUUGAAUACGAAUAUAUCGAAACGGAAAUGUUACAUCGUCUACCAGCAAUAGUCAACUUAAAAAAAACUCAUUUGUAAAUUGCCAAGUUUCGUUUGUGUCUGAUUUUUUUUUAUUCGCCAGCACGGAAAGGUCCCUGUACAUAUGAUUAGCCCACACCUUCCGGAUGGCAUAGCGGUAAUAAUAAAAUGGUUACUUUUGAAAUGACAACCGAUCGGGUGUACCAUUUUUCAGUUUUUUUGUUGUUUUAGAAUUGUUAUAGAGUUAUAAUUUGAGAAAAGGUCACAAGUAAGAAACCAACAUAAUAUGGUC
This is a messenger RNA of Anopheles nili, 3944 nucleotides long. It is a transcript of the gene blot, whose product is annotated as sodium- and chloride-dependent neutral and basic amino acid transporter B(0+). The record is from RefSeq and is a predicted model, not a curated record. The transcript is spliced from 8 exons. Gene Ontology annotation, biological process: sodium ion transmembrane transport. Bases 1 to 3030 code for a protein of 1009 amino acids. NCBI's taxonomy places the organism in Eukaryota, Metazoa, Arthropoda, Insecta, Diptera, Culicidae. Gene Ontology annotation, cellular component: membrane.